AUGGUUCUCUGGGACUUCAAGGCUCGCUGUGCUGAUGUCAGAUGUCAGGCCAUUGAACCCCUAAGGUCACCAGUUGUUAGUUGGGUGGUUCCCUCGGCCUCCCAGACUGGUUUUGUCAGAGGUGUGGUGUCUAGAGCGAGUCUGAGUGGGUGCCAGACAGUGAAUGGUGUUUUCAUCACCCCUGUUUGGCUUGAACUGUGGACCUCUGGGUAUGGACGCUGUGGGCAGCUUGGUCACGGCACGGCAGAUAACUGCCCCAUUCCUCGCACUGUGCUUGACCUGUGUGGCUCAAAGGUCGGCCAGGUCGCCUGCGGGAGAGGUCAUACCCUGGUCUACAUCCCCUCGCAGGGCCACGUGUAUGCAUUUGACCAGGGGCUCUCAGGGCAGCCGGGCACCAAGACUCCACACAGCAGGGAAUUACCUCAAGUGGUAGUGUGCCCAUGGCUGUCCCCAGGGGGUGCCAGCCUGCUAGACUAUGCAGAGGAGGACAGCCCCAGUGUGUGUUUGAGGCAGAUCUUCGCAGGGGGUGACGUCAGCUUGGCCACCGUCAGCAGGGAGAGUGGGGGUGCUGAGGACUUUUGCAGCCCUCCCCUACCCCGACCAAAUGCCCUCUCUCUCACAAUUCAAGAACAUAUGAUUAAGAAACUUCUGUCAAUUGAGGAAGAAGACAUGAUUGAUGACGAUUUGUUUACGUUCGUACUGGCAUUCAAAACGUGGCCAAGAGUCUUCCUUCGCAUCCCCCCAGCCAGGACGCCUUACGCUGUUAUGUCCUUCCCCUGUACAAGGACUUCACUGACCCUAAACAAACGGCCAAACUCCAAACGCCGUAUGCUGAGGGAGUGUUGAAGCUUGACAAGGAGAUGGCGGAGGUGUUCAGGACUUUCCACUAAGGCUGGUUACUGUGUACAAGAAUGUGGUGGUACAAAUACUGAAUUUUGCUCACCAAUCUAGCUCUGAGAGACCGGCGUGCCCUUGUGCCUCCCCUGCGGCUGUUGUCCCUGGUCCACGGUCUGAACUUCCAAGCCGGCUGCCGAGUGGGGCGGUUGAACUACGACGACUUUUACAUCCCAGAAAUUGCUAUUAGAAAAUUGAUAUUAGGAAUGAUUACUUGAACUGGAUGAACAGCAGGCUUCACCCGAUGUCCAGGAGGGAGAGUCCAAUCCUGUUCUGUGAGUAUCCAUUCUUGUUCGACCCUCAGGCCAAGACGCUGGCUGGUGCUCAGGUGUGACGCCACUCGUCAGGGCGAAUGUUUCCCAGACCACCCGGUCAUACGCACGUUCUGGGAAGUAUUUCACAAACUCUCCCUGGAGCAGAAGAAGUUGUUUUUGAAGUUCCUGACGGGCACUGACAGGGUUCCUAUUCUGGGCAUGAAGGCACUCAAGUUGAUGAUCCAAAGCACAGCAGACGACAGCUUCCUUCCUGUCGCACACACCUGCAUCACCCAACUCGACCUGCCAAAAUACAACACCAAAGAGAAGCUGAAAUACAAACUUCUACAGGCCGUACAGCAGAGUGAAGGGUUCGGCCUGGUGUGAGGGUGUCAGGGGGUGUUGACGGGGUGUGAGGGGGUGUUGAAGGGUGUGAGGGGGUCAGGGGGAGGCUGUGUGAGUUGGAUAAGAGUGACCUUGUGUGUGGGAGGAAGUGCCUGUUAAGAAAAUAGAAUAUAUAGAAAUUAAUAGAAAAUAUAUGUAAUAGUUUACAGAAUUAUUAUUAUUAUUAUUAUUAUUAUUAUUAUUAUUAUCAAAUUGAGUAUAUUUUUUAGUCUUGUUACAAAAAAAAAUGAGUGAAAUAAAGAAAAUGAAAAAGGUAA
Messenger RNA from Scylla paramamosain (green mud crab), 1810 nucleotides. RefSeq names its product probable E3 ubiquitin-protein ligase HERC4. The transcript has 11 exons. The coding region runs from base 1 to 846 and encodes 281 amino acids. The record is from RefSeq and is a predicted model, not a curated record. NCBI's taxonomy places the organism in Eukaryota, Metazoa, Arthropoda, Malacostraca, Decapoda, Portunidae.